AUGUCCUCAACAAACAACGAAUCCACAUUUUUGAAUAAGGCUGUUUCAGUGUCUCCUCUUGUUUUAUUGUCAGUUGUCGACCAUUAUAACAGAGUGGCAAAGGAUUCAAAGAAAAGAGUCGUAGGGGUUAUAUUGGGAGACAGCUCAACUGAUACUAUCAAGGUCACAAAUUCAUAUGCUAUCCCAUUUGAAGAAGAUGAGAAGAACCCAAGCGUAUGGUUCUUGGAUCAUAAUUUUAUAGAUUCUAUGGGGGAGAUGUUUAAAAAGAUAAACGCCAAGGAAAAGUUGAUUGGUUGGUAUCACUCGGGCCCAAAAUUAAAGCCUUCUGAUUUGAAGAUUAAUGAAGUCUUCAAAAAGUAUACUGCAAAUCCACUUUUACUAAUUGUUGAUGUUCAACCAAGGGAGGUAGGAAUACCAACCGAUGCUUACUUUUCUGUCGAUGACAUCAAAAACGAUGGUUCAGCAGCUGAGAAGACUUUCGUGCAUGUUCCUUCGCUUAUUGAGGCUGAAGAAGCUGAAGAAAUUGGUGUUGAGCACUUAUUGAGAGACAUUAGAGAUCAAGCUGCUGGAAACUUAUCCUUAAGAGUAACACAAACAUACCAGUCGUUAUUAGGUUUGCAUCAAAAACUUAAAGAAAUAGCUAACUAUUUGGACAAAGUUUAUCAGAGAAAGUUACCACUCAACCAUACUAUCUUGGGAAAGCUCCAGAAUGUGUUCAACUUAUUACCUAAACUUGCAAAAUCAAGUCUGAUUGAUCCAAACGGAAUUGAUGUAAACAAUCCAUUGGCAACUGCAUUCACGAUCAAAACUAAUGAUGAAUUGAUGGUGGUUUACAUAAGUACCCUUGUUAGGGCCAUCAUAGCUUUUCAUGAUUUAAUUGAGAACAAGUUAGAAAACAAGAAGUUGAAUGAAAAGAACUCGGGCGAGAAUAAGAUUGAUUUGGACCUCGAAAAGGCUGCCAAUACCAAUGAAAAGGCAGAUGUUCCCGUUGAUGAGUAG
Suhomyces tanzawaensis NRRL Y-17324 is the source of this 999-nucleotide messenger RNA. RefSeq names its product proteasome regulatory particle lid subunit (gene RPN8). The transcript has a single exon. The record is from RefSeq and is a predicted model, not a curated record. Gene Ontology annotation, cellular component: proteasome complex; proteasome regulatory particle. NCBI's taxonomy places the organism in Eukaryota, Fungi, Ascomycota, Pichiomycetes, Serinales, Debaryomycetaceae. Gene Ontology annotation, biological process: proteasome-mediated ubiquitin-dependent protein catabolic process. Gene Ontology annotation, molecular function: protein binding; metallopeptidase activity. Bases 1 to 999 code for a protein of 332 amino acids.